AUGUCCAAGACCGAAGCGUUGACCCAGGUGCUUGCUGACCCGAGGCGCACUUUGCGUGCGGAUCAAAGAGGAGACGGAGAUCAUAGAAGGCGAGGUGGUGGAGAUCUAAAUACGCCACGCCAGCAGUCCGUCGCUCGUCUCAUCCUCCUCAUCAUCCCCCUUCCCUCUUUCCUCUCUCAUCCCCCUUCCCUCUUUCCUCUCGCAUCCCCCUUCCCUCUUUCCUCUUUCAUCCCCCUUCCCUCUUUCCUCUCUCAUCCCCCUUCCCUCUUUCCUCUCGCAUCCCCCUUCCCUCUUUCCUCUCGCAUCCCCCUUCCCUCUUUCCUCUCUCAUCCCCCUUCCCUCUUUCCUCUCGCAUCCCCCUUCCCUCUUUCCCUUCUCAUCCCCCUUCCCUCUUUCCUCUCUCAUCCCCCUUCCCUCUUUCCUCUCUCAUCCCCCUUCCCUCUUUCCCUUCUCAUCCCCCUUCCCUCUUUCCUCUCUCAUCCCCCUUCCCUCUUUCCUCUCUCAUCCCCCUUCCCUCUUUCCCUUCUCAUCCCCCUUCCCUCUUUCCUCCGCUUUGCCAGGGGUGUCGCAAGGAAACCGAAAUAG
This is a messenger RNA of Closterium sp. Naga37s-1, 585 nucleotides long. The record is from the annotation of a GenBank genome assembly. NCBI's taxonomy places the organism in Eukaryota, Viridiplantae, Streptophyta, Zygnematophyceae, Desmidiales, Closteriaceae.